This is a messenger RNA of Rhea pennata, 1554 nucleotides long. RefSeq names its product transmembrane protein 100 (gene TMEM100). Bases 367 to 771 code for a protein of 134 amino acids. Lineage: Eukaryota; Metazoa; Chordata; Aves; Rheiformes; Rheidae. The record is from RefSeq and is a predicted model, not a curated record. The transcript has 3 exons. Gene Ontology annotation, biological process: cellular response to BMP stimulus. Gene Ontology annotation, cellular component: plasma membrane.
UGAAUUGUUUCGCUCUCAGCGAGACCUCGGCGCGCAGUCCCUUGCGCGGCCAGCCGCAUCCCCCCGGGGUGCUGGCGGCGGGCGGGUGCGCGCCGCGGUCCCGCCCGGCAGCGGGGAGGAAACCUCCAUGCUAGAACAUUGUCACCUCUGAUUCAUCACCCAGCAACAUCUGACACUUCAAAGCCUGGAACGGCUCUCUCUGCUGCCUCACUCUGCCUUGAAUUGACAAGACAACACGUCCUGAACAGACUUUCUCUGCUUACUGAGCCAAGUGAUUUGCUAUGAUGGAUUUUGCAUGGACCUGCACAACACAUGGUCUGCAGAACCUGCUGUAGCUUCAGAAUUGAAUAAACCAAGAAAAUCAAGAUGACAAACGAACCUAUUAAAGAGAUCCUGGGCGCGCCAAAGCAUCCUGAUCCCGUAACCACUGAGAAGAGCAAUAAUAAUGACUGUGUGAUAACCACCAUCCCCCUGGUCAGCGAAUGCCAGCUGACGGCAGCGACGGGGGGAGCAGAGCUCUCCUGCUACCGCUGCACCAUCCCCUUCGGCGUGGUUAUCCUCAUAGCGGGCGUCGUGGUUACUGCUGUGGCAUACAGCUUCAACUCCCAUGGAUCGAUCAUCUCGGUGUUUGGAUUGGUCCUCUUGUCUUCGGGACUCCUUUUGCUGGCUUCUAGCGCAGUGUGCUGGAAAAUUAGGCAGCAAAAUAAGAAAGCAAAGAGGCGAGAGAGUCAGACAGCACUUGUGGCACAUCAGCGAACCCUGUUUGGGUAAAGACAACCGGGAAAAGGUUGGACAGAACAUAGAGCCCUUUUAAAUCAACUUGGCUAUUUAUCAAUAUAUCAAAUUGCAAGAUGUAAUUUAACGUUGGAAAUGAACUGAAAUGAAAAUGGAAUGGAUUAAGAAAGACUCUAAAAACUCUACAAAUGCUCUUAGUAUUUUUUUUACUGCAGACAUAGCGGUAUUUCUUUCCAAGACAGAGGGAAAAUCAUUUUCCUUCAUAUAAAACAGUUUUGUUAUAACUCAGUCCUGAGCAUUCUGCAAGAUGCUGAUCAUGCUGGAAAGGGAACUUGUGAAAACUAAGAAAAUAAUUUUAACUGACUUAAAAUACAAGAGAUCUCUUUAGAUACUGUGACAUUUGAUGACGGGAGAAGUCACGGUGUUUGAAGUGACUACAAGGUUACGGCCAGAUUGCCGGUGAUGACAGAGCAGUGACAAUAGCACAUUGUUGCUCAGAAAAAAGCAAUAACAACCAAGCAAACUGCAGAUUGCUCAAUAAGCUGAUUCUUAGAUUCUAGGUAACCUUUUCUCCCCAGUGAUAUCUGUGGUACUUUCCCCCCAUUUUUUUAAACACACUAAUAUUAAUUUUUUUUUGCUAUUGAAUAGAAAUAAGUAGAAAUGUGUAAUUAUAUUGUCUAACCUAAAUAACGAGGUAUGAGUAUAGCUUCAUACGUGAGACUUUUUUGUAAAUUAAAGUGGUCAAGUUUAGCACUUUCCAUUAUUUUGCUAUAAAAUUAAAAAGUAAAUUUCAUUAAAAUAAUAUUCAAUGCUGCUAGA